AUGCGACCUGGUCUGUCUGCUCGUCAAAUUCGACUGAUGACUCUGAAUCCUGGUAAAUGGGAUGAUCCAAUAAAUUUCCAGUUACAACCAGCAUUUCUAGACCAAAACACCCCAUAUAAAGCACUCUCAUAUGUCUGGGGAUCGUCGAAAAACCUUCAAAAAGUCACCUCAGAUGGACACACAACCAAGAUAACAGUUAAUCUGAGAAAUGCAUUACGGCGUCUGCGUCGAGAGGACGAACAAAUUGUAUUAUGGGUAGAUGCAGUGUGCAUUAAUCAGUGGAAUGUGGGCGAGAGAAACCAGCAGGUGGCAAUGAUGCGAGACAUCUAUGCCCAAUGUGAAGAGGUUGUUGUCUUUCUAGGAGAGUCCUGGAAUCCUUUGUUCAGAUGCAAAACGUCCUAUCGGACAACUGAAUUUUAUUUUGACAACCGAGAUCGAGAGAGGAUGGGUGAUUUCCAACAUCGGAGGUGGGAAUGCAAAAAACAACGAGGAGACAUGCCCAGUGAAGUUGAUGUCUUUUGCUUGCUUCGACUGAUGGCAGAGGCUGUAUCGGAUCCGGAUGUGCAUCCUUGGUUUCAUGAAACAAUGCAGUCUGGUGCGGAAUCCCAAUAUUGGCAAUAUCUGUUCGAGAUAUUGCGACUCAUGAUGCAGGCCAAAUGGUGGAGUCGAGUAUGGGUGGUUCAGGAGAUUGUCGUCCCUGAUCAGGCUUCGAUAUGCUAUGGAUCUGCAGUUGCACCAUGGAAUAUGUUGGUUCAGGCCACCAGCUUCUACACACAAGAUCGCCAGACACAAUCUGCAUCAAUGCCUCAUGAAUAUCGAUGUGUACUGGAUGACUAUUCUCGCAAGAUUAUGGAGAUCCAUAGUAUGCGAGAGAGCUGGCGAACUGGUGAAAAACCAUCCCUUGUUGUACUACUGAAGCAAUUCAGUGCUCGAGUAUCCUCGGAGGAGUGCGACAAGGUGUACGCCCUACUUGGUCUCGCCACGGAGGAGACGCGGAUUUCUCCAGACUACUCACUCUCCUUACCUCAGGUCUUCCAGAACAUCGUCCUGGCAGAUAUCGGCCACCGGAAAAGUCUGUCCAUCUUGGUUGGGGAUCUCAGCCGAAAAGAACGCGAUGAUAUUCCCUCGUGGGUGCCAGACUGGACUACUGCGUCGAAUGAUCUGGUCAGUCGUCGAGUCAAAUGCAUCAGAUGUUAUGGCGCGACGCUAGAGUCUUCCAUUACCACUCUUCGAGUCUCAGAGGGAGCGCUUGACUCUCUCUAUAGUGAGCUUUGCGAAGUUAUUUCUCACAAAAACAGCUUAUCCCAAAUGCGCGAGCUGGAGUCUCGUUUUCUCCCAGCAAUUAAGCAACAUUAUAUGACCACCUCUGAAUCUUGUUUCCCUUUUUUCGAAACUGGAGAUGGGCAAGUCUCGACACUCGGGUCAUAUGUCGACACGGUGAUAGCUGUUGGCAACCCCUCAUUCUCUGCUGCAGAUCUGACCAACUCUGUCCAUGAAUGGAUGUUUCUUCAUGAAAGAUAUGCCAGUCUCGCCGAGAAUCGCCUUUAUGAUAACCAAACCGCGGGGGAGUUGUUUUAUUCGCAGGCACCUCGGACAAAACCAUUUUACGGCACACCGCUUUUCAAGCUCAUUGGAGAUUGCUAUGCCCACGGCGCCAUGGAUGGCAGGGCGCCAGGGAUAAGUAUACCGCAUCCUUUCGAACCAUCGUCCACUUAUAGGUGGGUUAACCCAGCAUCCAAAAUCCUAUUGUAUAACUGGAUAUCCAAAUACACAAAAGAGACGCUACAGAGGGCUACCUUAUCUUGGAUAGAAUUUGUGCAGCAAAGCGAGGCUGAGCUAAAGAAGCGCCGCCGACACCCAAUCUCGGGUGAUAUUGCUAAACUAAACGAUAUGUGGCAGCGUGCAAUAUCUGAUGGUCUAAUACACGAUGAUGAGCGCAGGGAAUAUGAAGCAUUCAGACGAUUUCCUGAGUCUACUACGGAACCUUUAGAGGCGAACUUGAUCGAUAAAGCGCGUGGGUCUUAUGAAGAGUUGGUUUCUCUAAACCGGGAUCUAUUAUUCGCUCAGGGAUGCAUGAAAGACGCAAAAUACCGUUUAAGAUUAAAGCUCCAACUAAUGGGGUUUUACACUCUAGUAUAA
Molecule: messenger RNA, 2139 nt
Organism: Aspergillus wentii DTO 134E9
Lineage: Eukaryota; Fungi; Ascomycota; Eurotiomycetes; Eurotiales; Aspergillaceae
Exons: 3
Coding region: 1-2139 (712 amino acids)
Source: RefSeq, a predicted model, not a curated record